AUGAAGAUGGACCGGGAGAAGGAGAGAGAGAUUGAGCUCGAGAGUGCUAUGUACACAAACUGCCUGCUCCUGGGUUUGGAUCCCACCAUUAUCGGAAUCGGGUCGAACAACGGCGCCCAUCGGGUCGGCCUAUUCCGCCACUCUAACCCCAAAUUGGGUGAACAGCUUUUGUACUUCAUACUUUCAUCUCUCCGCGGCCCAGUUCAAUCUGCCAAGGACUUCGAUAAGGUGUGGCCUAUUUUCGAUUCAGCUCAGUCUAGGGAUUUUCGGAAGGUGGUGCAAGGGAUUAUUAGUGAACUGGAAUCACAAGGAGCACUGCCUAGAAGUAAUUCGAGGGUUUCAUCUCUUGCAACUUGCUGCGGUCCAAGAUUUGUCGAAUUAUUAUGGCAGCUUUCCCUGCAUGCUCUGAGGGAAGUGCAUAGGCGAACAUUUGCGGCUGAUGUAGCAUCAAAUCCACUGCCUGCUCCAUUAACUGAUGUCGCCUUUUCUCAUGCAGCUACACUACUCCCUGUAACCAAGGCUAGAAUAGCUCUUGAACGAAGAAGGUUCCUGAAAAAUGCAGAGACUGCAGUUCAAAGGCAGGCAAUGUGGUCGGAUUUGGCUCAUGAAAUGACAGCAGAAUUUCGUGGUCUGUGUGCUGAAGAGGCAUAUCUCCAGCAAGAGCUUGAAAAACUACACGAUCUAAGAAACAAAGUGAAACUGGAGGGUGAGCUCUGGGAUGAGCUCGUAUCUAGCUCAAGUCAAAAUUCACACAUAGUUCAAAGAGCAACUCGAUUGUGGGAAUCAUUGUUAUCGCGCAAAAGUCAACAUGAGGUCCUUGCUUCAGGCCCAAUUGAGGAUCUUAUAGCUCACCGUGAGCAUAGGUAUCGUAUCUCUGGGUCGUCUUUGCUAGCAGCAAUGGAUCAAAGUUCUUUAGUUUCUAGUAAUAUGACUCCACAAGUAGAUCAUGAGGAAAAGGAGAGUUCACAAGAUCUUAAAAGUAAAUCAGAAUUUUCUCCUACUAAUGGAAAUGAAGAAAAAAAUUCUCGACUAGAUGAGAAAAGUACGAGAGGACAACCCACUGUUGAUAUUGCUGAGAUCUUGCGACGUUGGACUCAUGCGUUGCAGCGCAUUCAUAAGCAAUCACUCCAACUUGCAAAAGCUAACGAUGGACAAGGUCCUGAGCUACUAAGGAGUAUGCAUGAUGGUAGUACUAGCAAUCAUGCCGAGUCAUUGGCAGCAACACUGGCUGAACAUAGGCAGCACCUAGACAGCAUACAGGUGCUGAUUAAUCAACUAAAGGAUGUUGGUCCAACCAUACAAAACUCAAUAAAAGAACUUACAGAGGAAGUCCACAGCAUGUCAUCCAAUCUACCUCCUGUUAUGAAGAUUCAAUCAAACUCACCUGUCCAGGCGCAGAGCAACGGAAGGACAUUGGGAAGUAAUACUGAUGAGGAAUUAGUCUCUGGAUUGCCGUCUGUUCAGCUUGAAAAGGUGACAGCUAGCCCCCCUACUUUGAAACUGCCGCCAUUAUUCAGCUCAACACCAAGUUCUUCUGGAAAAGGUGGGAGUACUCAAAAGCGUCAUAUUGUGGCCGAAACAAAUCCCACAGAAACUGUAAUCGAGAAAAACUUUGUAGAUCAGCCUUCAUCAAACAAUCUCAUUGAUAAUUCAACACAUGAUGAGGACUUUCUCUUUCUGCAAAACCUAAAGAGAUCAGUUAGAGAAGCUGCUCUUUCGUCUCAGUCAUGCAAUGUGGAAUCAUCACUAGACAGUAACCCUAAUGAGUGCUCAGAGCACUUCUUUGUACCACUUUCUGGGACUGGGUUUUCUCGCCAUGACCAAGAUAAGAAACAUAACUCUCUAAAGAGUAGACAGUUAUUCACAUCUCAAGUGGAUUCUUCCUUGCUUCAGACCCCUGCUAAGGACAAUGAUCUUGGGAGCAAACGUGUAGUGACAGACAUGUUGAGUGAGUUGGACUCCCACAAUGAAUUUGACAGUGAUAAGGGUUUCCUUCCUGCUUUUGGUUCAAAUUUGCCAGUUGCUGAAGCAUGUAGGUCAUUUUAUGCUGUUGAUGAAGCUCAGGGUCAAGUUUUCUCACCUCCUUUAUUAGUGGAUGCAGCCCUUUUGGGAGAUUCUUACGAGGAUUUGCUUGCGCCCUUGUCAGACACUGAAACAGCUUUGAUGGAGUAUUGA
Messenger RNA from Striga hermonthica, 2175 nucleotides. NCBI's taxonomy places the organism in Eukaryota, Viridiplantae, Streptophyta, Magnoliopsida, Lamiales, Orobanchaceae. The record is from the annotation of a GenBank genome assembly.